AUUCUUUCACGUCACACCAGAUUUCUCUCAUAAUCAACACACAAUUUUCAAACUGCCUUUUCAUAUCUCUAUGGCAUGUGAAGGUGCGGAAGGUCGUCGAAGAACAUUGUAAUUUGUGCCCACCCGACCAAAAUUUCCUGACGCAUACAUGCAUGUCGGGUGAAAAUUGGACUCUAAACAAUAUUGGAAAAUUGGAGUAUUUUAUCCAACAAUUCAUUAAUUAAAAAAAAAAAAAAAAUAAAAAAUGCUAUCACGAAAGAAAGAAAUGAGGAACAUAAAAGAGGGCGUUGUGGGAAAAUAUGUCAAAAAAGAUACUCCUCCCGAUUUGCCUGUUAUAAACGUUUGGACCAAUGAUUCAACCAACAAAAGACUCAGCUCCCGUCCUAAUCACUUGCAACAGCUGACUCCACCUGGAGGAAUGGUGCAUCAGCAUCAGUUCAGCGUGGGUCGAACGACUCCUCAGGCAACAACCUUGAGCACACCUGAGGGCAGGUUCACCCCCAGUAGCUCAAUGCCUGACCUGGCGCAAAGGUUCACGAACCUAUCUGUUGCUUGCGAGCCUCCGGCUAGGCUCUCAGGAUCUAUUUACAGUGGAGGGAUGGUACCUGCUAUGAGCCACACUUACAUUAACCAAUACGCUGGCUCGGAUUUUAGUUUGGAUAAGCAAAGAACUUCUCAAAUGGCUCCUGCCCAGUAUGCCCAAGAAAUUCCUGAACAAAUAGAGAGGCGGAUUGCAAUUCGACAUGAGCUGCCUUACAGUGAAAAUGCCUCUACGGUUUACAGCAACCAGAUGGACGAUUAUCAAAUCCCACCCUAUCAACAUCAACAACUGCCAGCGCCGUUUGUCCCCAAAAUGCUGCCCAGCUCUGUGCAGCUGCACCAUUCUGCGCCAAACAUGCACCUGGCAGGCGCCUCCACGGCCAGCUCGCAGCAAGACCCCUCUGGCUCACAAGGUCAACUGUCUCAAGAAGGCUCAGAAGAGCUACCACUUCCACCUGGCUGGUCAGUGGACUUUACGAUGAGAGGGCGCAAGUACUACAUAGACCACAACACUAAGACAACCCACUGGAGCCACCCCUUAGAAAAAGAGGGACUUCCCACUGGCUGGGAGAGAAUCGAGUCGCACGAGUUCGGCAUCUAUUAUGUCAAUCACAUUACAAGACAAGCUCAGUACGAGCAUCCCUGCGCGCCACACUACAUCUAUCAACCCGAAGUGCGUAUCCAGAUGGACAUAGCGCCAAGAAUGAUGUCGCCCUUGCCGCCGCCACGCCACACACACUUCCAUCCGCACAGUGUCUUAGUUCCUGCCAACCCCUAUCUUAAUCAAGAAAUCCCUCAUUGGCUAGUGGUUUACUUCAUGGCAGCUCAGGAGUUUGACCACAAAUUGAAGUGGGAUAUGUUCAAGCUACCACAACUGGACUGCUUUGACGCUUAUUUAAAAAGGCUGUACAAACAGGGUCUUGAGGAGAUUGUCAUGCGAUAUGAAACAUACAGGUCAGCGCUGCUGUGCGAAAUGGACCAGAGAUUAUCGGAGCGGCACAGUGGCGUUACCAUAACAGAAAUUGACGCUUUGAAGGAAGUGGCCUUAGCCCAGAACAUGGAGACGAAAGUGUGAUCCAAAUAUACCAUGUAAGCUCCACACAUAAAAUAAGCUAUUUAUAAAAUUUGCCUGUUGACCUGCUGAUUUCAGCUAUUUACAUUUUAUUGAUAAAAUGGUGUCGUUCACAAUGUUUUUAAAGUAUUUUAUAAUAAAACUAUAUUUCCAAAAUACUGACAUUUCUCCUCAUAAAAACUUAACCAAAGCAAACUUUAUUUACAGUUACAGAAAUGCAGUUUCUCAAAAUUUAAGCACAUAAUUUAACCACUAGCACUGGCUUCCUUUUGCUCUUCAUCCAGAACUUCGACUCCAAUUUUUGAGAAACCUUGGUAUUUGUGUAUGGUUACGUUUCUUAAGCCCAAGUACUGCGCCCACGCUUUGCCUGUGAUCAAAGUUAAUUUAUAUAUUAUAUCACUCAA
Molecule: messenger RNA, 2016 nt
Organism: Neocloeon triangulifer
Lineage: Eukaryota; Metazoa; Arthropoda; Insecta; Ephemeroptera; Baetidae
Gene: sav
Product: scaffold protein salvador
Exons: 11
Coding region: 245-1615 (456 amino acids)
Biological process (GO): regulation of cell population proliferation; hippo signaling; apoptotic process
Molecular function (GO): molecular adaptor activity; protein binding
Source: RefSeq, a predicted model, not a curated record